Quercus robur (English oak) is the source of this 1652-nucleotide messenger RNA. Its product is annotated as protein STRICTOSIDINE SYNTHASE-LIKE 3. The record is from RefSeq and is a predicted model, not a curated record. Gene Ontology annotation, biological process: biosynthetic process. The transcript has 4 exons. Bases 258 to 1436 code for a protein of 392 amino acids. Gene Ontology annotation, molecular function: strictosidine synthase activity. NCBI's taxonomy places the organism in Eukaryota, Viridiplantae, Streptophyta, Magnoliopsida, Fagales, Fagaceae.
GCUACUAAAAAACAAGGUCAUUGAUAUCAACGUCCCUUAUCUACCACCCCUACCUGCAAAUGCUUCACCUACUCCUCUUUCACACAUCUAACUGAUGAUUUUUUUUUUUUUCCUAAGCACAAAGACUCUCCCUUUCUACCUUUCUUUCCUUCAGCUUUGAACCUGUAACACUCAUUCUUUAACAGGGAGUACCCGUGUUGUCACGUUGCUCAGAGACCAAACCUCCUCUCAGCUUCUGUUUCUCUGUCUCAGCGACAAUGACACCGUUCGGAGCCUUGGCGGGGCUCUUCUUCUUGCUCUUAGCCUUGUACUGUGGCACAGACCCUUUGAGGCACAGUGCAAUCUCUGACUUUCCUGACUUCGAAUCGUACAGAGUGGACAUGCCACCUUGGUCCCAGGUUCCCACAGAGAAAGACACCCAAAAUUUGCUUCAGAAUUCGGAAAUUAAGUUUCUCAACCAAGUCCAAGGCCCUGAGAGUGUAGCCUUUGACCCUCUUGGCCGUGGACCCUAUGCUGGUGUCGCUGAUGGCCGGGUCGUCUUCUGGAAUGGCCAGUCCUGGAUUGAUUUCGCUUACACCUCGCCUAAUAGGUCAGAACUGUGUGACCCAAAACCAUCGCCUUUGAGUUACUUGAAGAAUGAGCACAUAUGUGGCAGGCCUUUGGGGCUCCGAUUUGACAAGAAAACAGGCGAUUUAUACAUUGCAGAUGCAUAUUUUGGGCUACUGAAGGUGGGACCAGAAGGUGGUUUGGCAACAUCACUAACAACUGAGGCAGAAGGGGUUCCAUUGGGGUUCACCAAUGAUCUAGACAUUGAUGAAGAAGGGAAUAUUUAUUUUACAGAUAGUAGCACCAAGUAUCAGAGGAGGAACUUCAUGCAGCUGGUUUUUUCUGCAGAGGAUACUGGGAGGGUACUGAAAUACAGUCCAACUACUAAAGAAACCACUGUCCUUGUUAGGAAUAUCCAAUUUCCAAAUGGUGUGUCUUUAAGCAAAGAUGGUUCCUUCUUUGUCUUUUGUGAAGGAGCUAUUGGCAGGUUACGCAAGUAUUGGUUGAAAGGCGAGAAAGCUGGGACUUCAGAGGUAUUAGCAAUCCUACCUGGAUUUCCUGACAAUGUCAGGACAAAUGAAAAGGGCGAGUUUUGGGUGGCAGUCCACUGUCGACGAAAUCUAUAUACUUAUCUUUGCGCAUUAUACCCACAAGUUAGGAAAUUUUUACUCAAGCUCCCAGUUCCUGCAAAAAUUCAGUUCCUGCUUCACAUUGGGGGCAAACCCCAUGGGGUUGUUGUCAAGUACAGUCCAGAGGGUAAGCUUUUACAGAUAUUGGAGGACAGUCAGGGGAAGGUAGUUAAGGCAAUAAGUGAAGUGGAAGAGAAGGAUGGGAAACUGUGGAUGGGCAGUGUUUUGAUGCCUUUCAUUGCAGUUUACAACUUGAAUUGAAGCAAAAAAAAAAAAAUCUGUAAUCCUGAUAAAGGGCUUUCAUUGCUCAUGCUGGGGGUAGCUCCUAUGGAACACUUCCCCCACUAAAAAAUGUUUUUUCCCUUAAUUUUCCACAUUUAAGAAUCCGAAAUGUUUUCAGUCCCAGGGCUAGAAUAUGAUGAUUUUACGAUCGUAUUCCAUGUUUCGAUAUGUAUCAAGUAUUUUGUUUUCACGGAC